Molecule: messenger RNA, 3952 nt
Organism: Momordica charantia (bitter melon)
Lineage: Eukaryota; Viridiplantae; Streptophyta; Magnoliopsida; Cucurbitales; Cucurbitaceae
Gene: PRD1
Product: putative recombination initiation defect 1
Biological process (GO): meiotic DNA double-strand break formation
Source: RefSeq, a predicted model, not a curated record
AAUUUCGAAAACCACUCCGUUUCUUGUCGAGAGAUUACCAGAAAUGUUCUUCGGCGAUUCGCAGGAUCCAGACCUCGAACCUGCAGAGGAAGAAGACGAUCAAAAUCGCUACAAUUCUCCACAAUCUUGCUCCCAUGGCCACCGAUCGUCGCUCUGCCUCCAUACUCAGGAAGGAGGAACGAUUUGCCUCCUCUGCUUCUCAAAUCUCAUCUCCGAUCCUCUCUCUCCCACAGUUCACGUCUCUUAUGCGCUUUCCCAGCUCUCCCAGGCUCUUGCUCAGCCGCCGUUCCUACGCACCUUCCUCACUUUCCACUCUCACUUCAUUGUCUCCCCCUUCGUCGCCGCGCUCUGCUGCUUCGAUGACGAGCCGAUUGCUCGCCAACUCACUGAUCUUGUUCGCCAGCUCUGUGAUUUCAGUGCCGCUGACGGUGACGGAUCUCUUUCCGAGGAUUUUAUCGCCAGAGUUUCCGAUCGGCUUUCGUCUGGUGCGUUGGCUUGGAGUCGUCGUCAGGUGUAUAUGCUUCACUGCUAUGGAAUGCUUCUGAACUAUCGGACAAAGAAUCUCCAUGACCUAAUUAAGAAGAACGAUGGGCUCUUAUCUAAUCUCGUGGCAGGCCUUGAAUUGCCAAGCGAGGAGAUACGGGGAGAGAUCCUCUUUGUUCUAUACAAAUUGUCCACUAGCACUGAAAUUGACGUUCUCUCUGAAUUUUGCCCAAAACUUGUGUACCUAUCUUUGGAGGCGCUGAUGAAGACUCAAAAUGAUGAUGUCAGAUUGAACUGUGUAGCACUUCUAACUGUUCUGGCUCAAAGGGGGUUCUUGGGAAAUGAACAUGCAAAAUAUUUGAAGUUUAACGAAAAGGAUCAAGGUGAACCUCCUUUGAAUACUUUGUUUGCUGAGGCCAUCAAAGGUCCUCUGCUUUCGUCAGACAGAGAGGUCCAACUUAGCACACUGGAGCUAAUAAUUCGUUAUUUGUCCUCACAAGUCGCUUCCAUCAAGGAGAUCCAAUUAUUAGUUGAAGAAAAUAUAGUGGAUUAUGUAUUUGAGAUAGUACGAUUUUCAGAAGGUAAGGAUCCCCUGGCAAAGGUUUGUGUUCAGGCCCUUGAUCUUCUUUCAAGAGCUGAACAGCCCUUCAAUCAAAGGCUUGCGGUCGGAUUUGCAACACUAAUCCCAGUUUUGCGUCAUGUUGCUGAAGUUCCUUUCCACCCGGUUCAUAACCAAACUCUUACUCUCAUUUGGAAAUGCAUUUCUCGGUGUCCUGGAGUAGUGUCUGCAUCUCACAUUGAAGAACUAGUUCUUAUUUUGACGAGUAUGCUCCUUAGGAAUGUGAAUGGGGAGAUGGGCUUACUUCCAGACACAUUCGCAACAACCUGCUCAAUCUUGGUUACAGUUAUGAAGUCUCCAUCUCACAGGGUGCCUCAUCUGGCAAGAUCAGUUCGAGAAGUACUAGAACAUUUAGUUUCAUUUUGUCUUAGUACUUUUGAGGCACAGCCAACUCAGCUCUUGCAUUCCUUAUACCUUCUCAAGGAGUUCUACGUGUAUAGUCAUGACAAUAGUUUCAUCGACGACCCCACCACCAAAGAUUUGCAAAAUUGUGUUCUUGAAGUAUGUACAACACAUUUAUUACCUUGGGUUUUAGCAACUAUUAACGUAGUUGAAGAUGAACUUGUCUUGGGGGUAAUGGAAACUUUUCAUUCGAUUUUGCUCCAAGAUCCUGACAUCAGGAUCCUUGAUUUUGCAAACACGCUUCUAUCAGUUUCUUGGUUCAGUUUCUCUUUUACAUGUCUAGGCUUAUUUCCUUCUGAAAAGAUGAAAUGGAGAGUGUAUCUAAUGCUUAGUUCUCUUGUGGAUGUCAUGUUCGGAAAUGAUUCUGGACAAUGCAUUAGAGAAUCUGUAUCAUUUCUGCCAUCUGAUCCAAUUGAUUUACUGUUUCUACUUGGACAGAAAAGCUCCAAUGACUUGGAGCUCUCUUCUUGUCAAUCUGCCAUCUUGCUGUUACUAUACACAAGUUCAUUACACGAUGAUAGACUUGCUGAUGAGAAGAUGGUCUUAGCGUCUCUGGAACAGUAUAUUCUUGUCAGCAACAGUGGCUUGCUUUGUGGGUACCCUGAUCCAUUUACAGUCACACAAUUGGUGAAUAUAUAUGGUUUUUGUAGGUUUGUUGCUGACACUAGUUGCCAGAUCUCCUACAGUCCAGAAGCUGAGAGGAUAGUGUUCCAACUGGUGACUGAAAGUGAAUGGGAUUUGCAUUCUUCAAGGAUUCACUGGUCGUCGUUGAAAUGGUUGUUUAAACAAGAGAGAAUCAGAAACCCGUUAUGUUAUCAGGUUUUGAAAAUAUGCCAACUCCUUGGCGCAAACGGGACCGCCACUGCCACCAUCCACAAUCAGUUUAUUGGUGCGCGAGAAAUAGCAAAAUUAGUUGCAGAAGGAGAAAAUUAUGCUGCAAUCCUUCUGAUACGCUUGCUGGAACAGCUCGUUGAGGAAGGUGUCGAACAUGAAAUAAGUUCGGUGGUGAAUUUUUUGUCAACCAUCGUGAAUAUCUUUCCAAGUUCCGCAGAUCAAUUACGUGUGCAUGGCAUAGGAAAUGCAAUAAAGCUUCUAUAUUACGAUACUAAUAAUUCAUACUCGAAACAGACAUUUAAAGCUGUCUUACUGUUGGUUUUCAGCAUUUUGAGAUCAAGCCAUUCUGGAAUACUUUCCGACGAUGAAGCUUGGCUUGCAGUCACUGUGAAGCUGGUCGAUUGCCUUUCUCCAAUUGAUAUAGCGGAUAGGUGGACUCCUGAAAAUCUCUUAGUUCUUGCUAUUUUAUCCUUGAUUCUGCACCACUCAACGAAUGGAGGACUCAUUGAAGCUUCAAAAUCCGUACUUUUUCAUACUCCCGUGGCAUCUGCAAUCAAGUCUGUGUUGCAUGAAGCUUGCUCAAAGGGGCCUGCUUUAAUUGAUGAUCACGAAGGAACAAACAUGGGAAAAACUGUAAUUCUUGUUCUUUUUCUAGUUUACUUUUCGAUGAGAAGUCUUCAAGCUGUUCUACCCGAGGUUGUCAAUUGGCAAAACAACCUUGGUCAAUCAAAUGGAACACCGCUCUCUUCCAUUGGCAUCACCUGCCACGAUUUGUGUAGACUCCUGCAUUUUGGAUCUGCUUCGGUUAAACUCGUGGCUUCAUAUUGCCUGUUGGAGUUGUUUACUCGACUAUCAGAGCAGAGAACUAGCAAACAGGAGGAGCUGAGAUGCACCACAAAUUACCUUAUGUCCGUGAUCGCGACAUUGGAAGGCCUGGUUGUAUACGGUGACCAUCGUGUUGCUACGAAUUGUAGCCUGUGUUUAUCGAUGGUUUUAGGGUGGAAACAAAUGAAUAUGCAGGAGGCGAGGGUUAUUGUAAAGAACAAGUGGUGUAGGAUAAUCGUUGAAGAAUGGGCAGCUUCCAUAUCUCUUCCAUCUUUGGCUCCAAAUGCGAUCAUUGGUCACAAACCUGCGAUUUAUGUUACAGCGGCGUUUUUGAAGCUGCAGAAGGAUUUUGUAUGGAUGCGAUCAAUAUUUGAUAAAGCAUGCAUCUCUAGCAUAAUUCAAAAUGUCACAACCAGCAAUUUGAGCCCGGAGAUGGUAUCUUUCUUCCGGGAACUAUUGAACUCUGAGUUCCUGCAGGCAGAUCAAAUUGCCAGCCUAAAUUCGGUUCUUCAGGCUUGCAGGAAGCAGAUGUACUAUGAGAAUGAUGGGGGUGCUCAAACAGAGGAAGAAAUCGGGAAUCUGUUUGCUAAUGUGGAUGAUCUGGGAGACGUUUGUAAGUAUCUCCUUCACUUGAUCAUGCAAUCAGGCUCGCAUGAGAAUAAAGGAUUAUUAAACGAAAUAGAGUUGUUUUUUAGGGCUUUAGCAGUGAAGGAUCACAACUAAUCUGUCAUUUGUACUAAUUGAUUCAAGUGAAGUACUAACUAUUGGGAAUACAUCAAAUUUACAACA